Anthostomella pinea is the source of this 2298-nucleotide messenger RNA. NCBI's taxonomy places the organism in Eukaryota, Fungi, Ascomycota, Sordariomycetes, Xylariales, Xylariaceae. The record is from the annotation of a GenBank genome assembly.
AUGGCUACCUUGACCACCACGCCGCCGCCCCCUUCUGCAUCAACUCCCAGAUCCGCUCAGAGGAAACCUCUGCCUAUACCGAAUCUGUCUCCCAGGCGAAAAGAACGAUCCGAUCCUUCCGAUGGAGUUGCCAAAGAUGGCGCGGAGGCUUUGCCAAUAAUAAGAGACGCCCCUGUAUCGCCUGUGAGGGUGAAAUUCCAGCCCGAGGACUGGGCUCGGCCAGGAAACGCCAGUAUUGAAGGAGGUCAUGCAGAUCUCGCGAACCCCGAGGUGGCGCCACCGCCUCCAACUCAUAGUCCCACGUAUAACCGGGCCAGGCCCACGAAAGGGUCACCGUCGAAGAAGCAGAGUCUCGGUAAGCCUUUACCGGCAACCUUUGCCGUUGAUCUCCCGCAUAGAACGAGGCAAGAGGAACUUCUCAGUCCGACCAUCAUCUCAACUGGCUCGGAACAAAGAUACGUGGGCGGUGUGGCCGCGCCGGAGCGCGAUGGCAGGAGCAUCAGCAACACUCCACGUGGUGACGAUCCGAAUCGACGUAGCCGGGAAUCGGAUACAACCGCAAGCACGCAUCAACAUGGAUCAACCGACUCAUCUGUCGAGACAAGUGCAAGCUCAGUCUCGGGUGGCCUCAACGAGUCAUGCGAGCGUCAGGUGCUCUCCGUGUCGGAUGGUACAUCCAAGAAGACAUCCAUCGCUGAAGGUGUCAUACCCGAGAAUCAAUCCAUCCCGCAACUUCAAUAUCACCAUCAGCCUUUUUUGCCUCGGGUUUCCAGCGUACCGCUGGAGUCUUAUUCGAGGAAUUCGUCCAAGUCGGAUCUGGUCGAAAAUGGCAUGGCUGUCAAUCGGCAUCUAACCCCGAACUCGUUCAACGUGCGAAGGAGCUCGAUGCCUCGACCACAAUCGUCAUACUCGUAUUAUUCCGAAUUCGGCCCUCGUGGGCGGUCUCCAGGUUUGGGGGGUGGUCAUCCUCGGGCUCCCUCAUCUCAAUCCCGUAGAUCACCAGAGACGAGACCUAUAUCAUAUGCAGAAUUGCUGAAUGUCCCAUACCCUCAGCCAGCCCCUGCGCCCAUCACCUUUGACAACUCACAAUUGCGAAACAAUGUAGGGAAUAAUGCUUCCUUGCUGAGUGCGCAAAAGACUCUUGAGAUGUAUCGGCAGAACGUCAAGAAGACGAAUGAUUUUUCGAUACAGUACUCAUUCGCCGUUUUUCUAAUCUCGACCGCCCAGGAACAAGGUCUAAACUACGACGAACCUUCACGGACAAACCCCAGUCCAAAGGGAGGUCCGAAGGGAGAUGGGGCUGAGUCCUCACCGACAGAGUUGGUCCGCGAAGCUAAAAGUAUUCUGACAAGGUUGGCCAAUGGGGGUUAUCCCUUUGCACAAUACUAUCUCGCAGAUGGUUACGCGUCAGGCCUGUUCAAUAAGGGCAAAGAGGACUACAACGCCGCAUUUCCUCUGUUUGUCCUGGCUGCGAAGCACGGCCACGCCGAGUCUGGUUAUCGCGCUGGUCUGUGCUACGAGUUUGGGUGGGGCUGUAGAAAAGAUCCAGCCAAAGCAGUUCAGCAUUUGAGGACAGCUGCAUCGAGAAACCACCCUGGCGCCAUGACGAGACUUGGAAAGGCAUGCUUGUCCGGGGAUCUGGGGGAGAAUCGGUACAGGGAAGGCGUGAAAUGGCUGAAGCGAGCCACCGAGUCCGCCGACGCCAUGUACAAUGCAGCUCCGUAUCAUCUCGGCACACUAUACGAGACUGGCUUCGGCGACGAUAUCUUCAAGGACGUAAGCUAUGCUGCUGAGCUUUUCACGCAGGCAGCCGAGCUCGGACAUCCCGAAGCGAGUUAUCGGAUGGGCGAUGCUUACGAGCAUGGCAAGCUGAAUUGCCCGCGCGACCCGGCCUUGAGUGUUCAUUUCUACACCGGCGCAGCAGACCAUGGGCAUGCGGCAGCCAUGAUGGGUCUCUGCGCCUGGUACAUGGUCGGAGCGGACCCCAUUUUGGACAAGGACGAAGAAGAAGCUUAUGAGUGGGCUCGCCGGUCUGCAGAGCUCGGCUUCGUUAAAGCAGAGUACGCAGUGGGUUACUUCACUGAGAUGGGUAUCGGGUGCCGCCGGGAUAUUCUGGAGGCAAACGUAUGGUAUGUGAAGGCAGCUGAUUCCGGUGAUGACCGAGCAAAGCAGAGAUUGGCGGCUAUUCGUGCUGCUGUGAGCGGUGAUGGUGGUACGCCGAUGGACGUUGCGCCACCGCGCAACCCGAAGAUGAAGAAGAGCCAAACCAAAGACGAUAAGGACUGCAUGGUGAUGUGA